CUGGUACUGCGCGUUUGAUUAUUUGUUUUCUUCUCUUUUCAGGCAGCAGCAAUGGCGCAGGGAGCGAUCAAGAAGGCGAAACCGGCCGCGUCCUCCACCGCCAAAAGGCCGGCGGCUCUCGGACCCAAAAAGGGCGCCCGGGCAAUUGCGCCGAAGAAGGCGGCUCUCGUCAAGCAGAAGAAACUGAGCAAGAAACUCUCCGCCGGUCUAACCGCAAAAAUGGAACAGAACCUUGCUGAGAAAGCCGGCCAUCUGGAGUUGCUCCGUGGAGGCAAGAAGAGUGCCAAAUCCGACAAACGGGCUGAGAAAGGAGCAGGAAACAAGAAAUGAAUCUAGUACGACAGAAGAUAUCAUCGUUGAAGGAGAGGGGGAGGGGGAGGGGGGAGGAAUGUGGCUAGAAGCACCGGGAGAAAUGAAAAUGGUGAGACAAGCAGGCCGGGGGAAGAGAGAAAAAAUCUCCUCUUUCUCUCGCGGACUUCACGCAAAUAGCUGGUUGCAUACUCGUCUGGAUCGAAAUACGUGUCACGGCCAUGGAUUACAACGCUACGGUGGGAUAGAGAAAAGUUGUGGUAUGGGAUGGAAGUACAGUCUCCUUCGGGACAUGGCUUGCCGGGUGCAAACCACGCAUGUCCGGUCGAAAAGAAGGGAGGAGCUAUUGCAGAUGGAUGGGCAUGGAGACGCUUGCAAAACAGAGAGGAGAUGUUGUCAGCAUGCGGGUAAAGCGCUCUUCCUACAGGUUGCAGACCUUCUGCCUGACAUCAAAAGCACCCCAUCAUAGGUGGGCAGUUCGAGAUACCCUUCCCUAUGUUCAUAAGUGUGUUUUUACCAUGAGGAAAGUGUGGGAAAGUUAAGCUACGAAUGAACGGUCUUUUGACCCGGGAAUUUGCUAGCUAAGCGUGACAAGCCGAGAAAGUAUAACGUUACACUUUAAUCCGCCCUAUAGGCAUAGAAAUAUAUGCACGUGUUAAAACAAGG
Coccidioides immitis RS is the source of this 975-nucleotide messenger RNA. RefSeq lists its product as uncharacterized. NCBI's taxonomy places the organism in Eukaryota, Fungi, Ascomycota, Eurotiomycetes, Onygenales, Onygenaceae. The record is from RefSeq and is a predicted model, not a curated record. Bases 52 to 330 code for a protein of 92 amino acids. The transcript is spliced from 3 exons.